AUGUCCGCCCACGACGAUCAAGAUGAUCUCAAACCUUCCAACACCCCAGGAUACAAGCCUGGCGCUGCGAAGUCUGCAGACGAAUACGCUCGGCUUGACGCUGAGGAUGAGAGUCUAGCGCGUUGGAAGGCUUCGCUUGGAAUUGUUCCCGGUGCUUCCACCGAAGCCAGUGGUCCCAAAGUAACAGUCCUUACCCUUGAGCUUGCUUCGCCCACCCUGCCUUCUGGGAAAGAAAUCAUUUUUGAUCUCAAAGACACGGCCAGACUAGCGGAUACAAAGAAGAACCCCAUCGUCAUCAAGGAAGGUGUUGAGUACAACGUUCGUAUUACUUUCAAAGUUAACCACUCCAUUAUUUCUGGUGUUCGAUAUAUCCAAGUCGUGAAACGCGCAGGGGUGAAAGUUGACAAAAUGGAGCAAAUGCUUGGCUCAUACGGUCCCUCCCCUGAUGGCAAACCAUACGCAAAGAACUUUGAGCCAGAAGAGUCCCCAUCUGGAAUGUUGGCUCGGUCUGGAACAUACCAUGUUAAAAGCCGUGUUGUUGACGACGACGGUGAGGUCUAUGCCGACUGGGAGUGGUACUUCAAGCUUGCUAAGGAGUGGGCAUAA
Molecule: messenger RNA, 606 nt
Organism: Psilocybe cubensis
Lineage: Eukaryota; Fungi; Basidiomycota; Agaricomycetes; Agaricales; Agrocybaceae
Exons: 8
Coding region: 1-606 (201 amino acids)
Biological process (GO): Rho protein signal transduction
Cellular component (GO): cytosol; cytoplasm; membrane
Molecular function (GO): protein binding; Rho GDP-dissociation inhibitor activity
Source: RefSeq, a predicted model, not a curated record